This is a messenger RNA of Aedes aegypti (yellow fever mosquito), 3209 nucleotides long. Its product is annotated as protein EFR3 homolog cmp44E. Bases 490 to 2967 code for a protein of 825 amino acids. Gene Ontology annotation, cellular component: plasma membrane. Lineage: Eukaryota; Metazoa; Arthropoda; Insecta; Diptera; Culicidae. Gene Ontology annotation, biological process: protein localization to plasma membrane. The record is from RefSeq and is a predicted model, not a curated record. The transcript has 4 exons.
CCGACCGCGCUCGAAUGUGCCGUGCCGGACUGCGCAUGACGCCAAGUGGGUGAAAAUUUGUCACUUCUAAACAGAACUUUUCGGCCAAACAAGUGUGUUAUUAUGGAAGAAAAAGUUGAACUUUGAAUUGUUCUCUCCGUGUGAAAAUGUAAUUAAGCUUGCAAGUUAUACGAAUUGUUCGUACGAUGUUUCAAUAGUUGGAGGCGAUAUUCUAGGAUAGUCGUAAUACUAAAAAUAAAUCAGAAUCGAUAGCUCUCUAGAUAGAUUGAUUGAAAAAUCGACCUCAAGGUUAUUUAUAGAACAACCCUAAUAAAAUUUGCAGUUUUCCCAUGGGUAUAUUUAGCUAAAAUGAUAAAUAAUCACUAACAAUUUAAAAUACUCAAAUCAUCUGUUAGAUAACGUUGUUAUGAAAACAGUUACAAGUCAUAUUAACUCAAGUUUGAAAUUAUCUUAAACGAGUGAUAACAUAUAAUCUCAGAAUAAAAAAAAAUGUCAAUGAUAAGAUGCUGCUUCGAGCCGGUGGAGAUGCCCGAAUUUCUGGAUUCGUUCGUGAAAAAAUGCACCGAAGGAUGUUGUUGUGGCUGCUGCUCGGCCCUGCGGCCUCGCUACAAGCGCCUGGUUGACAACAUCUUCCCGGUCAAUCCGGAAGACGGACUGGUCAAAUCGAACAUGGAAAAGUUGACGUUCUACUCGUUGCGAUCGCCGGAGAAGCUGGACAGGAUUGGGGAGUACUUGUACCAACGGGCCUCGAAGGACAUCAACCGGAAGCGGUACAAGUUCGUGGAGAUUGCCAUGGAGGCGAUGGAUUUGCUGCUGAUGGCUUGCCAUGCGCAGAUUCUGAACCUGUUUGUGGAGAGCUUCUUGCGGAUGGUGCAGAAGCUGAUGGAGGAUGUGAAUCCGACGUUGCAGAUUAUGGCCACGAAUUCGUUCGUGCGGUUUGCGAAUAUUGAGGAGGACACGCCUUCCUAUCAUAGGCGGUACGAUUUCUUUAUCUCGAAGUUCAGUUCAAUGUGCUACGGGAAUAACGACGAUUUGGAGCUACGGGACAGUAUUCGGAUGGCCGGAAUCAAGGGAUUGCAGGGCGUGAUACGGAAAACGGUUUCGGACGAUUUGGUAGAGAAUAUUUGGGAGAAGCAGCACAUGGAGAAGAUUGUUCCGUCGUUGCUGUAUAAUAUGCAAUCGUCGAGUGGAAGCAAAAUCGUGGACCAGGAAGCAACUCCUUCGACGCCACCGGUUCUGGCAGAGGCCGUGCUCAGAGAGUUGGUUUCGAGGGCUUCCUUUGGACAUAUCAGGGCAGUGCUGAAGCCACUGUUGAUGCAUUUAGAUAAUCACAAGCUGUGGGUGCCGAAUCGGUUCGCAAUCGACACCUUCCGGAUCGUAAUGAUCUCCAUUCAGCCACAGUAUUCAUACACGGUCGUUGAAACUCUAAUGUCCCAUCUGGAUCAGAAUCUAGCAUCGUCACCAAAGACACGAACUUCCCUCGCGGUUGUUCUUUCCAAGAUCAUCGCCAUCGCAGCGGGCGAAAGCGUUGGACCAUCCGCCUUGGACAUCAUCAACAAUCUCCUAACGCAUCUCAAGACUUCGGUCAGCACUCAGCACGAAUCCACACCGGAAGAGACCCAAUACCAGGAAGCAUUGAUCAACGCCCUCGGCGAGUUCGCCAAUCACCAUCCCGACUACCAGAAGAUAGAAAUUAUGCUCUUCAUCAUGAACACCGUUCCGGACCCCUCGAAGAAGAACAAGGGCGAUCAGCUCCUCCAAAACAUCCUUCUCAAAUCGCUGCUCAAAGUCGGAACCCAGUAUCGCACCGUGUCUUUCGAAAAAGCUUUCCCCGUCUCCUUCCUGCAACCACUGCUCAAAAUGGCUCGGGCUUCCUCGGUUGCGAUCCGGGUGAUAGUCAUGCAAAUCUUUCAGCAACUGCUCGAUCGCCACCAAAAUCAGCACCUUCUGAACAUGAUCUCCGUCACCAAUUAUCCGACGCUGACGGUGGAGCAAGCGUCCCGAUCGGAUAUCCUUUUCACGCACAAGCACGGGUCGAACAUUCUGCAGGCCAUUCUGGACGGAAUGUCCCAGGAGAACCAUAUGGAAGUGUUAAAGUUGUCGUACAAUACCGCUGGCCUGAUGGUGGUGGAGAUGGCUUGCAGCGAAACGGUCCAGGAGUUUCUGCUAUUUGUGUUGAGCGUUCAACAGGUGGCCGUAGCCGAAGUGGAAUUAUCGCCUAAGCACCGCUGUAACUUGCAUAGCAUUGCCAUUUCGAUACUGAUCCUGAUUGGCCGCUGUACCGGCAUCGGACCGCUUGUCGAAUACGCCGAAAAAGUCAUCCAAGCUCGUACGGAAGAUGCACCGUAUCUGUUGCCACCGUUGCUGGACAAUGAGAAACCCGCACCUAGCACCCUGAACACCAAUCAGCCCCAUCUGAUGAUAGACAAGUUGGCCGUGGCGGAGUGUCUCCAACAGGCCGGUCUGGAACAUAACCGAGUGCAGACGGGAACUCCUUACUCCCUGAACCAAACGGACAUGUCCGCUCAUCGCCACUCGUGGGUCGACACCAGUGCCCCCCGCAACAGCAUUGUUGACGCCAACUACGACGCCGAAUCGGUCAGCAGUUCGCCCGGAGUCCAAAAGCGCAGCCUUCCGGUGGACUUCAACUUCGAGUCGAUGAAGCGGGUUCUGGCGGAACCGACCGAGGCCAACAAGCGGGAAGCCCGGGAGAAGCAAGCGGCCAUCGGACGCACGUUCCGCGAGACGGCCUUCGAAGAUUUGGUCCGCCGGACGGAACCGCAGCAUGACGUGCUGCAGAACAAGCUGAACGAAAUCUUCAACUCGCUGUCGGCCGAACGGCAGAUCAACUGCGGCAACCAGCUGAUGACGGCGGCCGGGGCAACCGUGGUGGACGGGGCCAACAGCAAGAUGAACCAGCAACGGCCAAUCUACGAGAAUAACUUCCCGGAAUUGUUCUUCUAUUAGGAGGGGGGGUUGUGGUGGGAGGACGAUGGAUGACCUUGGUAGAGGAAUAUUGUUUUAAUUGUGUUAUCUUUUGUGGUGUAUUUAUUGCUGUUAGCUAGUCGGGGAUGGGCUGGGAUCGAAAGCGUAUAUAAGAUAUUAGUCGAUUUAGUCAAUUUCAUGUAUUUAAAAACGUUGGAAGGAGCAUUAUCAGACACUCCGAUAAAUUUCGAACAAUAAAGUAUUCUAUGCUUAAUAUCUUAAAA